AUGAAUGGGAUACAGGUCGACGAGUUCGCCGCCAAUGGCGCAUCGUCAUCAGCCUCAGCCUCAGCAUCAGGGCCAGGCCCGACACCAGCAGCGGCGGGCCCAGCCUUGCUCCAUCGCUCGCUGCACGCACGCCCCUACCAGGUCACGGCGGCGAAGGGUCUGUACUUGACUCUCUCGGACGGGCGCACCAUCAUGGACGCCUGUGGCGGUGCGGCGGUCGCGUGCCUGGGCCACGGCAACGAGGAGGUGCUGCAGGCGGUCGCGCGCCAGAUGAGCACCGGCGUCAGCUACAUCCACUCGCUGACCUACACGACCGACUCGGCCGAGCAGCUGGCGCACCACCUCAUCGACGGUCCCCAGGGCGCCGGCCGCUUCGGGCUCGAGCGCGCGUACUUUGUCAACUCCGGCAGCGAGGCCAUGGACGCGGCCCUGAAGCUGGCGCGGCAGUACUUUUUCGAGCUGGGCCAGACGACGCCCAGGGGCUCCCGCUCGCACUUUGUGAGCCGGAAGCAGAGCUACCACGGCACCACGGUCGGCGCCAUGAACGUGAGCAGCAACCUCCCCCGCAAAGUCCCUUACGCGUGUUUCCAGUUGGACAACGUCAGCUGGGUCACCCCGGCGUACGCGUACCAGUACUCGGACUGGCGGAGGGGCCAGAGCGAGGAGGAGUUCGCGCAGGCGCUGGUGGACGAGCUGGAUGCGCAUUUCCAAGCGAUCGGGCCCGAGAAGGUCGUCGCGUUCAUCGCCGAGCCCCUCGUCGGCGCCACCAGCGGAUGCACGCCCGCGCCCCGGGGUUACUUCCGGGGCGUGCGGCGGGUCUGCGAUAAGUACGGCGUGCUGCUAAUCCUGGACGAGGUUAUGAGCGGUAUGGGCCGGACGGGGACGCUGUUCGCCUUCGAGCAGGAGGACGUGGUGCCGGACCUGGUCACCGUCGGCAAGGGCCUGGGGGGCGGGUACGCGCCGGUGGCGGGCGUGCUGAUCCACAAGAAGAUCGUCGACGUGCUGCGCGCCGGCUCCAGCAGCUUCAACCACGGCCACACCUACCAGGCGCACCCGGUGGGCUGCGCGGCCGCGCUGGCGGUGCAGCAGAUCCUGCGGCGCGACGGGCUGGUCGAGAACGUCGCGCGGCUGCACCGGGUGGUGUAUGGGUUGCUCGUCGACGCGCUGGGGCCGGCCAAGUACGUGGGCGACAUCCGGGGCCGCGGCCUGUUCUGGGGCAUCGAGUUCGUGCGGGACAAGAGCUCGCGCGAGUCGUUCGCGCCGCACGUCGGCUUCGGCGCUCGCUUCCAGGCCCUCGCCUUUGACCUGGGCGUCGCCGUCUAUCCGGGCUCGAGCACCGUGGACGGCACCCGAGGCGACCAUGCCAUCCUCAGCCCGCCGUACAAUGUGACGGAGGACGAGCUGAGGAAGAUCGUCGACGUGAUGAAGGCUGCGUACGAUCGGCUGGAGAAGGAAGUGGACGGUGAGUCGUGGGGUGACAAUGAUGCUGCUGCCGCUGCUGCCGCCGGCCAUGGACAUGCGAAGCCAUAUUGA
This is a messenger RNA of Fonsecaea erecta, 1533 nucleotides long. RefSeq lists its product as hypothetical. NCBI's taxonomy places the organism in Eukaryota, Fungi, Ascomycota, Eurotiomycetes, Chaetothyriales, Herpotrichiellaceae. The coding region runs from base 1 to 1533 and encodes 510 amino acids. The transcript has a single exon. The record is from RefSeq and is a predicted model, not a curated record. Gene Ontology annotation, molecular function: pyridoxal phosphate binding; transaminase activity. Gene Ontology annotation, cellular component: cytosol.